AUAUACAUAGAUCUCCUUUAGCAUAGCAUAGCAUAGGAUGAAAAUUCAACUAGCCACCCCACAUUGUAUAAAUGAGGUUUGACGUAAACUCUUCACCAGCCAAACAAUCAUCACAAAUUUCAACCCUAUUAUUUGCUUAAACUGGGUCCCAACAUUGAAGCUAAACAUGUUACACAUUACAUAUAACAUACAUGCUGACAAGAAACAAUACCCCACUUACUAGAAUAAUCUCCAUAUUCAUCCUAUAACACAUCAUCUCAACAACUUCACAUUAUCACAUUUUUCACUUUUCAACUUAGCUUAGAGCAAGAGGUAUCAAAUUGGGUCAUCAAAGUUCAUUCAAUAAAUAGCAGGGUUGGUUUUAUCAUGCUCCAAAAUUGUCCGAUAUGGAGCCAGAGUACACAGGAGGAUCAGCAUGUUGCUUUUGCUUCUCCACCACCACCAAGAAGAGCGUUCCAAGAAACGGUAAAAGCAGAGAAGUGUUGAGUUCAGAGCACGUUGAAUGGGGAAAGAAGGAUGAAAUACUCUCUGACAUGAGCACCUUUUCGGUGAAAGAACAAGAGAAGAGGCUGAAGAAAGCGUUGGAAGAGGAAGAGAGGGUAAGCAUGGAAGCCGAGAGGGUUGUCCAAUGGGUGAAGCAGGAAUCAGCAAGAAUCGAUGUUUCUAUGAUCAAAUCAAUUCUCAAAGACGAUGAAAAAGAAGCAAAGGUUAAGUAAUAUAUAUAUAUUAGUGAGUUUCUUGAUUAAUUUCUGUUGUUUUCUCUUAAAGUUUCUUAGCCUAAGUUCUUAUUGCUACAAAUUCAAAAGUGUAUAGACAAUAAACAUUCUCUCUCAGAAAUAACCAAGUUCUUUUACGUAGACAAGGUUAAAAUCAUUGAAUCUAAUCUUUUUAAUAUUUUGGAUGGGUUCCUUUGGCUUCAAGUUAAGCAUAUGAUUGGGACGUAACGAAGAAGAUGCAUGUGUUGACCAUGAUCCAUGAAGGAGUUGUGUUGGACUUGUCUAUCAUCUCUAUACAAAUCUUCCCCUAUAUAUAUGAAAGAAAUGUCAUCUUGCUUC
Cajanus cajan (pigeon pea) is the source of this 1055-nucleotide messenger RNA. RefSeq lists its product as uncharacterized. NCBI's taxonomy places the organism in Eukaryota, Viridiplantae, Streptophyta, Magnoliopsida, Fabales, Fabaceae. The record is from RefSeq and is a predicted model, not a curated record.